AAGAACUCGGGGAUCAAGGGCUAGGGCCAGACGAGGGUCCGAUGACCGCGUCGCCCCGCCCCACGCUGUCAGCGCCUGUCCCCUGCCCUGGUCUGGCAUUGUUGGGCGGUGAGGUCAGGCGAGGCUUGCCGGUGCGUAGACGGGGCGUCCAUCCGGUGCAGGUUCUCGGGGACUGAGCGCCCCACCCGCCUGGUUCUCGCUGGGCUACCCACCACCCUUCAGAAUGGCCAACAGGGGACCUGCCUAUGGUCUGAGCCGGGAGGUACAGCAGAAGAUCGAGAAACAGUAUGAUAUGGACCUAGAGCAGAUCUUGAUCCAGUGGAUCACCACCCAGUGCCGCAAGGAUGUGGGCCGGCCUCAGCCUGGACGUGAGAACUUCCAGAACUGGCUCAAGGAUGGCACGGUGCUGUGUGAGCUUAUUAAUGGACUGUAUCCUGAGGGCAAGGCCCCAGUGAAGAAGAUCCAGUCCUCCACCAUGGCCUUCAAGCAGAUGGAGCAGAUCUCUCAGUUCCUGCAAGCAGCCGAACGCUACGGCAUCAACACCACCGACAUCUUCCAGACUGUGGACCUUUGGGAAGGGAAGAACAUGGCUUGUGUACAGCGGACACUGAUGAACCUGGGUGGACUGGCGGUAGCCCGGAAUGAUGGCCUCUUCUCUGGGGAUCCCAACUGGUUUCCUAAGAAAUCCAAGGAGAACCCCCGGAACUUCUCAGAUGACCAGCUGCAAGAGGGCAAGAACGUGAUCGGGUUACAGAUGGGCACCAACCGUGGGGCAUCUCAGGCGGGCAUGACUGGCUAUGGGAUGCCACGCCAGAUCCUCUGAUCCUGCUCCCAUCCCACUCCUGCCCUCCCAUGAAUGGUUAAUAUAUAUAUGUGUGUGUGUGUGUGUUUUAGCAGUCACAUUCCCUGACACUCCCUGGAGUCCUCAAGCUCCUCUCUGCCAGGGUGGGGGCCUGGCCCAUCCUAUCAUCUCUGGGGGUGCGCAAUGGGGGCCUCUCCCCCAUGCUUACUAGUACAUUCUCUUCUCCAAAUCCACCCAGACUGGACCAAUGGGCCUCUUCUUUUUCCCUGGGACCAAAAUUUGGGGGCCUCACCCCCCACCCAAUUCCUCUUUUCUUUCCCUUUGGCCUCUCUUCCCCAGGCUCUGUGCCCUCAAUCCAUUCCUUGGCUGGGGUUUACAGAUGUUGCCUUCUGAACUUCUGAUGCAAAGUGGCCUUCCUUCUGCCUCCCCCACAGCUGUGGCUGCAGGGACUUAAUUUAUAGGGAGCGGCCUGUGGCAGCUGCCACCCUAGCCACAGCUGGACUGCGCUCACCACACAUCUGGGCCAGCCUUCCUUAGUGGAGGCCCUCUCAGCUUCUCAUUUUCCAUUCCCCUUGCUGUGGCUAAGGGAUAGGGAUGAGGAGGGAGGGCUGUCCUCCAGGGCCUGGGGCUAGAGGAAUGUGAGUUUUGCUGAUUCAAAUAAAGAAUCCCAGUCUUUUUUUUGGAUA
Choloepus didactylus (southern two-toed sloth) is the source of this 1488-nucleotide messenger RNA. RefSeq names its product transgelin 2 (gene TAGLN2). Gene Ontology annotation, molecular function: protein binding. The transcript has 5 exons. NCBI's taxonomy places the organism in Eukaryota, Metazoa, Chordata, Mammalia, Pilosa, Megalonychidae. The record is from RefSeq and is a predicted model, not a curated record. Bases 224 to 823 code for a protein of 199 amino acids.